CUAAAACAAUGACUUACAAUACAAAACAGUUGAUUUUUUAAUAAUCAAAAUUUUUUAAUAACAAAAAAAAAUAUUUCCACAACUCAGUCAAGAGUGAACCGAACAUUAAUAGCAGGCAUCUAAGAACAGAUCGAGUGCCCCACUGCUUACUCAUUUGUGGCGAGUACAGUGCGUCGAGUGGACUCUGGCACUCUACAAAAGCACGUACAUAUAAGUAUUGUUUUAAGAGAAAUUCAGUCAUGGAUUGUCAGUGUUUGCUGGUCUGCGUCAUUAUACUGUAUGCAGCAUAUGUAGAGGGAGAAAGUGGGAGUCGUGGAGGCUCCCGGCUCGUACAGACAGCGCAGGGCCCAGUGCGCGGGCGCAAGGACCCCCUGACGGGAGUGUUUGCCUUCUACGAUAUCCCUUAUGCAAAGGCCCCAAUAGGAUCUGAAAAAUUUAAGGCACCACUUCCGCCACCUACUUGGCAUGAACCUUUGGACGCAGUAAAUCGUGGGAUCGUAUGUCCGCAAGUUGCUGUUCCUAUUGACAUGGGCGAGAUACAUCAACAAGAAGACUGUCUCGUUGCUUCUGUAUUUACUCCUGACAUUGACAAAACAGAUCUCCCAGUCGUUGUUGUGGUACACGGUGGUGGUUUUCAAAUAGGAUUUGGCAACAUGUUGCUCCCGAGAUAUUAUGUCAAAAGUCACGAUCUAAUAGUAGUCACAUUCAACUAUCGACUUGGAAUACAUGGCUUUUUAUGUUUAGGAACAGAAAUGGCACCUGGUAAUGCAGGGUUACGAGAUCAGCUCGCUGUAUUGAAAUGGGUUCAGAAGAAUAUAAGAAGCUUCGGCGGGGAUCCUGAUAAUGUCACCAUAUCCGGGGCCAGCGCAGGCUCUAUGUUUGUUGACUUGUUACAGCUGUUGCCAGCUUUUCAGGGUUUGUUUCACAAAAUUAUUCCUGAGAGUGGCAGCAGUCUCUCAGGAACUACUGUUAUGAUAGACCCUAUUGAAACCGCUAAAACUUUUGCCCAAGAUUUGAAUUUCAAUAAAGUAGAUGAUGUGUAUGCCUUGGAGGAGUUCUAUACUACUGCUACAUUUGAACAACUCUUAUCGAGGUCGUUUAUGAAUAGAACUGAUCAAAAUUUCGGCUUCACUCCUUGUUUAGACCGGGAUGUUGGUAAUGGAGUAAUAGUACCAGACUCUCCUUUGAAUAUUAUGAAGAGUGGUAAAUAUAAUAAACUCCCGGUAUUAGUUGGAUUUGCGAAUAUGGAAGGUAUAUUGUACAUGUCUACAUUUGAAAUUUUUAGGGACAUGAUGAAUAAAAAGUUUUCCGAUUUCGUUCCUUAUGAUUUGCAAUUUGAAAAUCUAGACGAAAAGGAGAAGGUUGCUCAACAUAUUAAAGAGUUUUAUUUUGGUGAAAAACCAGUCGAUUAUGAUACAAUGUACCAGUAUAUUGACUUCUUUUCGGAUGUAACGUUCGUUUCUCCGACAGCGAGAUCAAUGAAACUCCAACUUGCAGCUGGCAAUAAGGACAUCUACCUAUACGAAUAUUCUUUUGUUGAUACUGGAGGAACGCCACUAUAUCUCAAAAAUUACACGACAACGGCCGGAGCUACCCACUGCGCCCAAACCUUUGCUAUUUUUGACGGCAAAUUUAUAAAUUCACCUGAAGAGGAUGAUCUAUCGCCAGAAUUUAAACGUAUGAAAAAAGUUAUGAGACAAAUGUGGUUCAACUUUAGUUCUUCAGGGAAUCCGGUUCCUGAGGGUUCCAGUCUGCCUCGGUGGCCAGCGAUGGGCGCGGACUUGUCGCCGCACAUGUCUCUGGGCCGCUCGCUGGAGCUGCGCGGGCCGCUGCUGCCGCGUCGCAUGCGCUUCUGGGAGGAUAUCUAUGCACGCCACCACCGCUCACCGGUGCCGCCAUCCGCACCACCGCCAAGACGCACUGAGCUUUAAUUAUUUUGUUAAAGCUAAUUGUCCCAUUGCUAGAUGUUUCGGUGUAACUUGAUCACCGUAGCCCACCUGGAAGCCGCUGCCAUGGAUGUAAACAACUACGGGAAGAUUUUUCUGAUCGGUAUCAGGAACAUAUACGCUUGUAAUGAGACAGUCUUCUUGCAUUGAUUUUCCUUCAAAAAAAGGCGAUUUGAAUUGUGGACAUACGAUGCCUUUGUCAACAGCUUCAUAUGGCUCCUGCCAUUUAGGAGGCGGUAGUGGUGCCUGAUUGGUAGAAGCAUUCGUUUAUUAGUAAUAAGUGAAUAAUACUUAGUUUUAUAUAUUUACGAGAACAAUAAAAUAUGCUAUUUACAACAUAAGGCGGAAUGUACAUAAUGUUUAUUAUAUUUUAUUUGUCAGAUGGUUUAUCUCAACUUUUAUAAGUAUUUAUAGUCACUUUGUUUAUACUAUAAUUUUAUUUAGCAUAACGAGUUACGCAUAUGUUUUAUUGACAUAAUAAUAUUUUUAUAUACUUGUUUUUUGGCAUACCUUUUCAAUAAGCACAAUUAUAGUUUAGGCUAAUUUAUUUUACCAUAUUUUUGAAAUGCAUAGAGCUAUUGUGCUAGGUUAGGGUGUGGCGGGGUGGCCUUUGAGCCACCCAUAAUCCGCCAAUAUGCUUUAGAAUAUUAGUAUGCUUAAAAUUGUUAUGCUUAUGGUAGGUAUGCGUAAAAAACGUGCCUUAAACAUUAUGCCAAAUUAAUAUUGUGCGUAACUAUUAUUAUCAUAAGUAAAAGUAUGCCAUGUUAAAUUAUGACAUAAAUUUGCAUGCAUAAAA
Plodia interpunctella (Indianmeal moth) is the source of this 2742-nucleotide messenger RNA. RefSeq names its product esterase E4-like. The transcript is spliced from 5 exons. The record is from RefSeq and is a predicted model, not a curated record. Lineage: Eukaryota; Metazoa; Arthropoda; Insecta; Lepidoptera; Pyralidae. Bases 240 to 1931 code for a protein of 563 amino acids.